Molecule: messenger RNA, 1000 nt
Organism: Mollisia scopiformis
Lineage: Eukaryota; Fungi; Ascomycota; Leotiomycetes; Helotiales; Mollisiaceae
Exons: 3
Coding region: 178-729 (183 amino acids)
Source: RefSeq, a predicted model, not a curated record
AAACAAAGCCCGAACUCUGACCCUCCAAAUUACCUACAAAAACUCGAGAUAGCUUCCUGCUUUGUCUCAAACACAAUCGCUUUCAGAACAUUCUUCGCCCCUUCACGAAUUACGGCCUUUUCAUUGUCCCUCUCGCAAUAAGUUAACUUCGUGUUUUGGCCUCUGACACUUCCCACCAUGAACAACUACGAUAUGGAAGAUACACAAAACUCUGCGCCUGGCGCCCUACCAGCUGUGCAAGCUUCUAAACUUGCUCCUCGACGAGGCCCAGAUGCUCAGAGUACCACCAAGAGAUUGCAGACAGAGUUAAUGCAGCUCAUGACCUCCUCCGCUCCUGGCAUCUCUGCUUUCCCAUCCGCUGCCGAUAACCUCCUUGCCUGGGCUGCUACGAUUGAGGGACCGGACGAUACACCAUACCAAGGCCUUACCUUCAAGCUUUCCUUUGCCUUUCCUCUGAACUACCCGUACGCGCCACCAACUGUCCUCUUCAAGACCCCAAUCUACCAUCCCAAUGUCGAUUUCUCCGGCAGAAUCUGUUUGGAUAUCUUGAAGGAUAAGUGGACCGCUGCAUACAACAUCCAAACCGUCUUGCUCAGCUUGCAAAGCUUGCUUGGUGAGCCUAACAACGCUUCUCCUCUUAACGGCGAGGCUGCGGAAUUGUGGGAUAAGGAUCCAGAGGAAUUCAAGCGCAAGGUUUUGGGCCGACACCGAGAUGUGGAUGAUGAAUGAAGGGUGAUUGUGAUGGCGAUGUCAAGUUGCUGAGUUCGUUGGCGUUUAUGAUGAUCAUGGAGAAUGUGCAUACCAAAGGAGUCAUUGUUUGUUUCGAGUUGGAGGGUUUCUUCACGCAGCAUUGUCGUUGGCACAGAGAAAGGAGUACAUGACAUUGGAAAGUGUAUGAUUAGUGAAUAGGAGAGCUUGUCGAACGCUUGGAUUAUGAAUUCAAUUGUCGUUGAGACAUUUCCAACCCUCGUUUUUUGCCUCGUUCAAAUAAGGGGUAUAU